Messenger RNA from Micromonas commoda, 1329 nucleotides. RefSeq lists its product with no specific name. NCBI's taxonomy places the organism in Eukaryota, Viridiplantae, Chlorophyta, Mamiellophyceae, Mamiellales, Mamiellaceae. Bases 1 to 1329 code for a protein of 442 amino acids. The transcript has a single exon. The record is from RefSeq and is a predicted model, not a curated record.
AUGAGCGCGCUUCAAGAGCACCUAGCCGAGUUCAUGUCGCAACCGUACGCGUUACCCACGGCGGCCAUGGCGCUCUUCCUCCUGGAACUCGUUAUCACGCUCGUCGCGCCCAACUUCGGGCGGCUGUUCCUGCCGAGAUACGGCAGACGUCACAGGGCGAUGGGCGCGGUGUACAUCGCGGUUCUCAUCGUGGGAUUGACGGACAUCGCGGCGCGCGUGUCGUCGGGUUCCGACGACGGGGAACGCGCCGGGAGCGGGGCCGGGGGCGCGUGGUUCCACGCGCUGGGGUUCCCCAUGAACCGGCCCGGACGCGUCGCCUUCGACGUUCUGCUCGGCGUCGCGGGCACGACGCUGACCCUCACCGCCGCCUACGACUUCAAGCACGCCCACGAGGAGGACAGGGUGCGGAACAAGGCGAGCGGGCCGCUCGACCCCGACCAGACGGUCACCUUUGAGGAGAUGCUGGAGCACUCGUUCUACCAGGCGCUCAACCUCUGCCAGGUCGCGUUUCUGCACCUCGUCGCGCGCGUCGACGAACGCGACCGCGCGCUGGGCCGGCGGCACAUGAGCCUCGGGAGCCUGGCGCCGAGACUGACGCUGCUAUCGGCGGUGACCGUUCCGUGGGUGUUCCGCGGCGCGUUUCCCACGAACCGCUUCUCGGACAAUUACGACGCGAAGAAGGGCCGAGACCCUUGGGGCGUCACCUCCGUGCUGUACAGGAUGAAGAAGUACCAGUACGUCUUCUACAAGCACUUCAUGCUGCACGGGUUGAACGUCGGCGUGGCCAUCGACGGCUUCGACGGCCUUCGAAAACCUCGCACUGGGGGUACCCCCAUCGGACGUAUUAGCCUCGUGAACGCGACGCCCUUUCGGCUGUACUGGCUCGGUUUGAACGCCGCGUACGUUAUGGAGUUUUUCCUGCAGACGCUGGUCAAGCGAAAUUACAUCACGCAAGGUCGGAUGCUGCGAAUGAAUCAGUUCCUCAUGCUCGUGUCCACCACUGCCGCGCUGGCGGUGCUGCGCCACUGCUCCGUGCCCGGGUCCAUCGUCAGCCUCAUCGUUAACUUUACCCGGUUGAGCGGCGAGUGCGGGGGCGUGGCGCUCGCGGCGGCGGCGGCGGUCGCGUGGAGGAUGGCGCCGGGGUCGCCGGAGUACGGGUACGGCGGGUUCGGUGCGGGGUACGACGCGGUGGAGGAUGGGCACGCGUUGGUGUGGUGCCUGGCGUUGGCGGCGGUCGCGCUGACGCCGCUGGAGCGUCGGGCGAGGACGUAUAUUUCGCGAAGGUUUGGCGCGCGACGAGCACACCCCGCCAAGGCCAAGGUUGCGUAG